UUUUGCCUCAGCCUUGUCAGCGCGAACGGGACACAGCUACUCAUGAUGUGUUGAUGUAUAUAAACCUCUGUCACUUACAGUUGCUAUCAUAAUUGUUCUAGCGUGAUCUCACUGGUACUCCGAGUCAGUACUUGUCACAAGUACAGGUCUACUUGUUUGCGCGUGCUGCAGCAUAUUCUCCCGUUCUUCUUGGCUGUACAUCAAUCGAAGUAUCUUCAUGUGUUCAAGUUCGACACUGACAUUCACAUUAAAUUGUUCACGUCACGGCUCCCACAUUCUUCGAUCGACAAUGUUAAUGUUCGUGCCCGUUUACGUGCAUCUGCACUAACGUUUGUAUGUGUAUCUACAUGUUCUCAUCGUGUGCACUUGUCCAUGCAUUCCUCCUUCCUUGUAUUUGUCUGUACUUAUCUGUUCAGUGUAUUUCUACUUCCUCGCACUUGUCUGCGCUUGUCUCCAGCGCUCCCUGCUCAUUUCCACCUGCUGCUACUCAUUCGUGAUUGUCUGCGCUCGUUUGCAUUUGAUGUUACGACUUCAGAUCACGCUAAUAUCUCAAUUGUAGGCCGAGGUUGGGGAGUUGUUGCCGGACAUAUAUGAUGUGUUUACAUUGUCGAUCAUUUUUUCAGUAUUGGUGUUUUAGGCAGAUGCCACACAAGUAUCUUUCAAUGAUGUGCGAGAUGACAUUCAUGUCCGUCAUCAGUAUUCUUUCAUCCGUUGUGACUUGGUCAUUAACACUCUGCACCCCGU
This is a messenger RNA of Suillus subaureus, 744 nucleotides long. RefSeq lists its product as uncharacterized. The record is from RefSeq and is a predicted model, not a curated record. Lineage: Eukaryota; Fungi; Basidiomycota; Agaricomycetes; Boletales; Suillaceae. Bases 373 to 594 code for a protein of 73 amino acids. The transcript is spliced from 3 exons.